AGAGCUAACAGGGAGCUAGCGGCUCAGAGGGAGGAGACACGCUCAAACCCAGCCUCUGUGUGUGUUUGUGUGUUUAAGUGUGUGCGAGGCUGUGAGUGUGUGCCUGUCGCAGACUAGCAGGCACGGCUGCUGCUGCACUCUUGUUUCACCACACUUUUUCCUUUUAACCUUGCCUUGCCACGGUGCUCAGCUCAGGCCUGCUUCCUCCUCCGCUUCAGGAUAAAGAGGGAUCAGCGUGGGGGGACAGGAAAGUACGGACGGCAGCCUUCCCUUUCCCUCCUUCUUUACUCUCCAACCACCUCAUAGCUCCUGACAGCUCCUGGCGGACGUGCAGGCAGGAUGAUAGCGGCUCAGCUUCUGGCCUACUACUUCACCGAGUUGAAGGAUGAUCAGCUCAAAAAGAUCGAUAAGUACCUUUACUCCAUGCGUUUCUCGGACGAGACGCUGAAGGACAUCAUGAACCGGUUCCGCCGGGAGAUGGAGAACGGGCUCGGCCGUGACACGAACCCCACCGCCACCGUCAAGAUGCUGCCCACCUUCGUCAGGUCCAUCCCUGAUGGAUCAGAAAAGGGAGACUUCAUAGCUCUGGACCUUGGCGGGUCUAACUUCCGGAUCCUGCGUGUCAAAGUGACACAGGACAAGAAGCAGCCGGUUCAGAUGGAGAGCCAGGUCUACGAGACCCCUGAUGACAUCAUCCACGGGAGCGGGACACAGCUCUUUGCCCAUGUCGCAGAUUGCCUGGGUGAUUUCAUGGAGAAGCAAAAAAUCAAGGAUAAAAAGCUUCCUGUGGGAUUUACGUUCUCCUUCCCCUGCGCCCAAACCAAACUGGAUGAGGCGGUCUUAGUGACAUGGACAAAGAAGUUUAAGGCCAGUGGUGUAGAAGGUGCGGAUGUUGUGAAGCUUCUGAACAGGGCCAUUAAGAAACGAGGGGACUAUGAGGCAGACAUCAUGGCGGUGGUGAACGACACAGUUGGCACCAUGAUGACCUGCGGAUUUGACGAUCAGCGUUGUGAAGUGGGCAUCAUUAUAGGAACGGGAACAAACGCCUGCUACAUGGAGGAGUUGCGUCACAUUGACCUGGUGGAGGGAGACGAAGGCCGGAUGUGCAUCAACACCGAGUGGGGUGCGUUCGGGGACGAUGGGUCCCUGGAGGACAUUCGCACAGAGUUUGACCGUGAGAUCGACAGAGGUUCUAUCAACCCAGGAAAACAGCUGUUUGAAAAGAUGGCCAGUGGGAUGUACAUGGGAGAGCUGGUUCGACUCAUCCUGGUCAAGAUGGCCAAAGAGGGGCUGCUGUUUGAGGGACGGAUAACCCCCGAGCUCCUGACGAAAGGAAAAAUUGAGACAAAACAUGUCUCAGCUAUUGAGAAGACUAAAGAAGGACUGAAGAAAUGCAUGGAGAUCCUGACGAGGCUCGGGGUCGAGCCUUCAGAUGAAGACUGUCUGGCCGUGCAGCAUGUGUGCACCAUCGUAUCUUUCCGCUCGGCAAACCUGAUUGCCUCAACACUGGGAGGCAUCCUCUCGCGCCUAAAGGAAAACAAAGGAGUCGCACGCCUCCGCACCACCGUGGGCAUCGACGGGUCUCUCUACAAGAUGCACCCUCAAUACGCUCGCCGUCUGCACAAGACAGUGCGCCGCCUGAUCCCAGACUCUGACGUCCGCUUCCUGCUGUCCGAGAGUGGGAGCGCGAAAGGCGCAGCCAUGGUGACAGCAGUGGCGUACCGUCUGACGGAGCAGGCGCGCCAGAUUCAGCAGACUAUGGCGGAGUUCCGGCUGAGCAAAGGCCAACUGUUAGAAGUGAAGAAACGCAUGAGGAUGGAGAUCGAAAGAGGCCUCAAGAAGGACAGCCACAAGGAAGCCGCAGUCAAAAUGUUGCCCACCUUUGUCCGAAGUACACCAGAUGGAUCAGAAAACGGCGACUUCCUCGCUCUGGACCUCGGAGGGACAAACUUCCGUGUCCUUCUGGUAAAGAUCCGCAGCGGGAAGAGGCGAUCAGUGGAGAUGCACAACAAAAUCUACGCCAUUCCCAUAGAGGUCAUGCAGGGCACUGGAGAAGAGCUCUUUGACCACAUUGUGCACUGCAUCUCCGACUUCCUGGACUACAUGGGAAUGAAAAGUGCUCGACUGCCGCUGGGUUUCACCUUCUCCUUCCCCUGCCAUCAGACCAGCCUGGACGCAGGUAUUCUCGUGACCUGGACCAAAGGCUUCAAGGCCACAGACUGCGAGGGCGAAGACGUGGUGGAGCUCCUCCGGGAAGCCAUCAAGAGGAAAGAGGAGUUUGAGCUGGAUGUUGUCGCCAUAGUGAACGACACCGUGGGGACGAUGAUGACCUGCGCGUAUGAGGAACCCAGUUGCGAGGUGGGACUCAUUGCAGGGACGGGCAGUAACGCCUGUUACAUGGAGGAGAUGAAGAACAUCGAGAUAGUGGACGGAAAUGAGGGCCGCAUGUGCGUCAACAUGGAGUGGGGGGCGUUUGGAGACAACGGCUGCCUGGAUGACAUCAGGACGAAGUACGACCAGGCGGUGGACGAGAACUCGCUCAACGAAGGCAAACAAAGAUACGAGAAGAUGUGCAGUGGCAUGUACCUGGGCGAGAUCGUCAGGCAGAUUUUGAUUGAUCUGACCAAGCGUGGCUUCCUCUUCCGGGGGCAAAUCUCCGAGACGCUGAAGACCAGGGGCAUUUUCGAGACGAAGUUCCUGUCGCAGAUAGAGAGCGAUCGUCUGGCACUGCUGCAGGUCAGGGCGAUCCUGCAGCAGCUGGGGCUCGACAGCACCUGUGAUGACAGUAUUAUCGUCAAAGAGGUGUGCGGCACGGUGUCGCGCCGCGCAGCUCAGAUCUGUGGAGCCGGGAUGGCUGCCGUGGUCGACAAGAUCCGUGAGAACAGAGGACUGGACCACCUGGACGUCACCGUGGGCGUGGACGGCACGCUCUACAAGCUGCAUCCUCAUUUCUCACGGAUCUUCCAGCAGACUGUGAAGGAACUCGCCCCCAAAUGUGAGGUGAACUUCCUGUUAUCCGAGGACGGCAGCGGUAAGGGAGCCGCCCUCAUCACCGCCGUGGGCUGCCGCCAGCGAGAGCUGGAAGCGCAGCAGCACUGA
Seriola dumerili (greater amberjack) is the source of this 3099-nucleotide messenger RNA. Its product is annotated as hexokinase-1-like. Bases 340 to 3099 code for a protein of 919 amino acids. The record is from RefSeq and is a predicted model, not a curated record. Gene Ontology annotation, molecular function: fructokinase activity; ATP binding; mannokinase activity. Gene Ontology annotation, cellular component: cytosol; mitochondrion. The transcript has 18 exons. NCBI's taxonomy places the organism in Eukaryota, Metazoa, Chordata, Actinopteri, Carangiformes, Carangidae. Gene Ontology annotation, biological process: glycolytic process; glucose 6-phosphate metabolic process; intracellular glucose homeostasis.